CUAUCCUUCGACAGACAGAAGACUUUUGCUCUCUGUUAGUAUGCGCCUCACCCUCACCGAUGACACUUUAUCCGGGCUCUGCGACAACUUUUACUUACGGUGGUGAAUUUACACUGGACCCUGACGCGUUUAGGUGAAAUGCAUCAAACAAACGUCCGUUAAUACGCAAACAACGGUGUCGAAUUAACCUUAUUUUUUGUAAUUGAUAAUAUUUAAAUUUUACAUACAUAUAGUGUGAUUUGACACAUACACACUAAAUAUCUACAUAAACGGAUUAAUGUGAGUGAUUAAAAAGUUUCCGUUUUAAAUGUGCCCUCUCGGAUGGUUUUUCGGCCCUCGAUUGUGAACUGUUUUGGUGAUAAUUGUUCCGCAACGCAAAUUCAUCAGAAAAAUAAGUGCAACUUUGAUAUUGUGAAACAUGAAUGCAGAAGAAGUCAAAGUUGGUUGUUUCCAAGUGGUCAUCGCAAUACUCUUGGCUGUUAAUUAUGUUAUCGUCGCUAUGAGCCAUGCAUUACCGGUCUUUCAUAAUUACACGCCGAAAUUUUAUUGUCAGAUUAGAAAUGAAACGAGACGAGCGUACGGAUGCCAGGAUUUGCGCAACGUAACUGUUGCAAACAACGAGACUUCCAGUCUCGAAGAUGAUUCCGUCUAUAAAGACCUCUGUUUUGGUGAUUAUCAAUUCGCUACGGAGUUCGGCGAGAACAGUGUAGUGACAGAGUGGGGUUUGAUUUGUGAAAAAAGAUAUUUAACUUUCCUUGGGCCUACAAUUUAUUAUGUAGGAGUUCUAAUAGGCGCCUGGAUCGCAGGCAUAUUGGGUGAUCGUAUCGGAAGGCUUCCUGUACAAGCUAUUUGCCUUUACACUCAAGGGACCAUGGCUGUUGCGCUAUAUGUCGUGCAGCAUUACCCCACGUUCUUGGCUCUUCGUGGACUACAAGGAGUUUUUGUCCAGGGUUUACAAAAUUCUACAUAUAUUCUUUCGUUGGAAUUGUUCCCUGCAAAAGCUCGCACAUUCGUUGCAUUAGUUAUGCAAAUUGCGUGGGCCAUCGGUCUACUACUUUUGGCUGCAUUAAGUUAUGUCAUACCAGACUGGAGAAUUCUGCAGCUCGCAAUUUCAGUUCCCACUGCAGUUACCGUACUCUAUAUUUGGAUCGUACCGGAGUCACCAAGAUGGUUACUCGCGAAGGGUAAAAUCACAGAGGCAGAUAUGGCAUUGGAACGUAUCGUUAAGUACAAUGGUUGCUGUAUAAGAUCUCAUAAAGAAAAUGUUAAGACGGAAGAAAUCGAGACUGAGAACACGACACCGCUCAAACCAGAAAGAAAGUCACGCUUGUCAUCCUCAGAUUUAAAGAAAUUAAAAACGGACACCGAAAUGAAAGAAGAAUCUACUAAUUUACUAACUAAUGACACAGAAAGUGUUCAGCAAAAAACUCGAAAAUCGAGUUUAAUAGCUAUUUCAGAAAACCUAGAAGUGAAACAUCCCAAAACGGAAUCAACCGUAAAUUCCCCUGAAAAUAGUGAAGUAGAAAAAAAGAACGUUCCUUCGAGUUCGAAGAGCCACCGCAAAUCAAAAUCCAUAUCCCAACCGGCAGGUGUUCAACGACUUUCCAUGAAAAAUGCAUACGAUAUCGUCGAGCUGAGAACUGUUGCAAGCAAGGAGAUGUUAUCUAAAGACGAAGGGAUAGUGGAGAAUAAAGUUAAAGAGAAACCUCAAAAGGCACGUACGACGCAGGAGCUGAAAGAUUUGUUCAAGUCCACGUUGUUAAGACGAUACAGCAUAGUAUUGUUUUGUCAAUGGUUAACGUCUUCCAUAUCAUGUUGCGUGUUCAUGACACUGGCACCAAAUUUUUCUAUCAACCGGCACAUCACAUUUGCGCUUGGCGGAGCAUUAGAAAUUGCGACCUACGUGUUCGUCUACUUUGUAUUAUCUAGAUACGGUAGACGAGGACCAAUGUCUAUAUAUCAGUCUCUCAACGGCGUUAUUUGCAUUUUACUGGCUGCUAUGAUCAUUUUGGCAAAACCUGUGAUUGAAGUCGACCUCACGAAGACCAUUAUACUCUCACUUGGCAGAGUAACAGUGAUGAGUACGAUUUGCAUAGCAUAUUUAUAUACAAUUGAGAUCUACCCGACCGUUGUACGAGGGACCUGUUUGGGUUUGUGCACCAUUGUCGCAAAAAUCGGUAGUUUGUGCACACCACAUGUAUUGUUAACGGGUGAAUACGUUUCUGUAACCAUUCCGUUAAUUGUCAUCGGAAUGCUCUGUUUAGUAUCUGGAGGUCUUGCUUUAAUUCUGCCAGAAACUGUGAACACCGUUUUACCAGAUACAGUAGAAGAUUCAGAAUUGUUAUCGGUAAAGACGAGGGAGAAGAGGAAUAACGAGAUUAUAAAUAAUGAAAAUUUGUUGAAGGAGGAUGAUUUAUUAGAAAGAGAAGUACUUCGAACAAAACUUUUUUCGGAAGAUUGGGUAGAUGCCGGAAAUGGUAUAUUAGUUAAUUUUACAGAUAACAAACCUACUGAGUAAUAGAAUUAAAUACAUAUAGAAGGAUUAAUUAAAAAUGUUAAGUUUAAUUUAAUACGAGGAUUACGUUUCUAUCGAUAUUAAUAUUGAUAAAAUUUCUAUCAGUUGUAAUAAAUAAUUAAUAUUAAUUUUAUAAGCGAUCAGCAUCGUUGAUGAUUUAUGAAAUAGUAAAAGAUGUAAAUGUUGUUGAAUUACAAUAUUCAGAACGAGACAAAUUGUAAAUUGAUGUCAAUAACAAACGGCAAAUAUAUUUAAAGUCCAACUGAAUAAUAUAUAUUUCCCAAGAAUACAAAAUAACAGAUAUUUGAAACAUUUUAGUGAAAAAAUUUAUCAUUCAAUUUGAAGUUAGUAAUUGCGAAAUAUAAAAAAGAUUCCAAAAACUACAUGAUUAAAGGUUUACAAUUUUUGGUUAAAAUUAACCGAAAAUUCUUCGGUUACUUAUAAUAAUUUUUAACAAAUAGAAUUUAUUCCAGUUAUUCAUAACAGUCUCUCUCUCAUCGGUGAUGCAAACUUUACUUCGACAACCAAUAACCGUUAUCAAUAAAAGAAAUUGUAUUUCAAAUGAACAUUGUUCAUUUUACUUGUUUUGAUGAAUAGAUUUACCCCCUGAAGGGUUGAUACAUACAUUUAUGAAACACCUUGUAUAAUGCAAUAUGUGUUCGAAAUAUAAUUUCUCUCAUUUGCAACUGUUACGAGUGAUUGAAAUAGAAUUUCCCUCUCUGAUAACUAACCGAAAUCAAUUUUUCUCAUCGCUACUGUUAUAAACAAUCGGAAUAGAGUUUUUUUUCAUAAUUAACCCUCGCUGGUUGGACGUUCACACGAAGUCUCAUGAUAGACAUUUGAACUGAAAUUUUGUUGUUAUUAUCGUCAUUAUUAUUAUUACUAUUAUUUUAAUGUACUUUGUUUUCAAUUUCUAAGAAGAGUUGUACUAAUCAUAUAAUUGAAUAAUAGAAGAAUAUAAAAAAUAACAUCAAGUGUCAGACGGACAAAGCAGAACCAAAGCAGCUUUGGGUCCGAAAAUACCCUGGCGUAGUAUGGCGAGGGUUAACUUAAACAAUUUUUCCCUCAUGAUUAUAGACAAGAAAAACAACAUUUCGAUCACAUAAAUAUCAUUUAUAACUAAAAGCAUUUAGUUAUAAAUAAUAAUCGUUAUGCAACGAUUUUUUCAUAUUGAUUAUAAUUAAACUGCGAAUUUUAUGCAUUGAUGACAAAAAUGAAAAUGUGGAAUACGAAAUGACAAAUACAGGAAAUACGUUUAACAAUAUUGUUAAAUUAUUUUCAAGUUAUUAAAAAUGUUAAAAAUGAAAAUAAAUUUUUAUUUAACCCCGUUUGUUGUAAUCAAGGUAGAGGAUUUUUAUUUUGAUUAUGGUCCCUGAUUUAUGCAAAAGAUUGUUUCAAAUGUAAAAAGGUAUAAACUGCGAAUAGUUGAAAACGCUCCGAAAUUAUUUUGGCACUUGCGAAUUUCUUCUGCUCAGUUACAUUUUUUGUGACAUGAUUUAGAAUUAACUGUAUGAUGAUGGUUUUACUUCGAAUGCUAUUCAUACUAUAUCCUAUCCAAUAAACCAAAUCAAUGUAGAUAACUAAA
Molecule: messenger RNA, 4100 nt
Organism: Megalopta genalis
Lineage: Eukaryota; Metazoa; Arthropoda; Insecta; Hymenoptera; Halictidae
Product: organic cation transporter protein
Biological process (GO): transmembrane transport
Cellular component (GO): membrane
Molecular function (GO): transmembrane transporter activity
Source: RefSeq, a predicted model, not a curated record